AUGGCCGCCGAGCUCCUCAACAAGCAUCCACUUCAGCGGCUGCCCAGCCCUUCACGGGGCUUGUCAGCUUUGGUUCAUUUGGUCGGGCUUGCUAGUUUUCUGUGGUCAUUCAAAUAUAUGCAUGAAAAUCCCAACCAAGCUAAUCAAGCAUAUGGUUGGCACUUUCAAUAUCUGACCGUGAUUGGCCUAUCGUUGUCAACGUUCACUUUUGCGAUUGCACUGCUGGCGGAUAUCACCUCGUCGCGACGACUAUUCUUAGUGAAAAAUAUCCUCUCGACAUGCAGUGCCCCUCUGGAGGUUGUGAUCAGUGUCUUGUACUGGGGUCUCCGCUUGAUCGAUGAACGUUUGGUCGUUCCCCCGAAUAUCUUCAUCCCUGUCCAUGCCGACAUCAGCUUCCAUGCUACCCCGUCGGUGGUGAUGCUCAUCGACCUGCUGUUCCUAUCUCCACCUUGGACAAUUACUGUUCUACCCGCGCUGGCGCUGUCUAGCACUAUUGCCUUCGGCUAUUGGUUCUGGAUUGAGCAGUGCUUUUCGCACAACGGAUGGUACCCGUAUCCAAUCUUCGAAGCACUGCCUACCUCUGGUCGCAUUGCUCUUUUCACUCUUAGUGCCGUUGUCAUGGCCAUAAGCACCAUUACUCUCAAGUGGCUCCAUGCACGCAUCAACGGAUUUGGAACCCCGAUCACGCCGGUAUCUCGUCCCGGUGAUAUCAAUCGAAAGGGCGGUCUGUGA
Molecule: messenger RNA, 732 nt
Organism: Penicillium bovifimosum
Lineage: Eukaryota; Fungi; Ascomycota; Eurotiomycetes; Eurotiales; Aspergillaceae
Product: androgen-induced gene 1 family protein
Exons: 7
Coding region: 1-732 (243 amino acids)
Cellular component (GO): membrane; endomembrane system
Source: RefSeq, a predicted model, not a curated record